GUUACAGACACAACAUCUCUUCUUCUUCUCAUCUUUCUAACUCCGCCGCCUCACCUUCUGAUCUCCUUCUGCUCUGCUCUGAUCCCUUGUGAACGUUAUUGCCUUAGAGAUGAUGAUGAUGUCGUCGCUCGGAGGUGGCGGUGGCGGCGGAGGAGGGAGGUUUAUGACGUAUUCGUCGUCUCUCGCGGUUCCGCCUUCUGUUCCUCAGUCGCCUAACUACUCCGGUGGGAUCCGAUCACAGUCUUCUGUAUUCGUUGAGCAGGAGAAGUAUCUUUCAGAGUUACUCGCAGAGCGUCGUAAUCUUACUCCAUUCUUGCCUGUGCUUCCGCAUGUAUGUCGCCUACUGAACCAGGAGAUUUUGCGUGUAACCACACUGUUGGAGAAUGCCACAUUUUUAAGCCAGAGUGGCCUUGACCACACUAACCCUGGAGGGAUAUAUCAGAAUGCAAGAGCUGACAUGAGCGGAUGGGCCUCGCAGUUUCCAUCAGAAAAAUCUGUUCCAUCGUCUCCCGGACCAAACUGGCAUAACUCACCUGGUAGUCCGUCUGGUCUGAUCGCCAAGCGAACUAUCAGGAUCGAUAUUCCAGUCGACGAAUAUCCAAAUUUCAAUUUCGUUGGUCGCCUCCUGGGACCUAGAGGAAACUCCCUGAAGAGAGUUGAAGCAAGUACUGGUUGCCGUUUUCUUAUAAGAGGAAGAGGCAGUAUCAAAGAUCAAUAUAAGGAGGAAAUGAUGAGAGGAAAGCCUGGAUUUGAGCACUUAAGUGAGCCACUGCAUAUCUUAGUCGAAGCUGAGUUACCUAUUGAAAUAGUCGAUGCACGUCUCAUGCAAGCUCGUGAAGUACUAGAUGAACUUCUUACUCCUAUGGAGGAGACACAUGACUUUUACAAGAAACAGCAGCUGAGAGAGCUAGCAUUGCUCAAUGGAACUCUUCGUGAAGAAGGAUCUCCAAUGUCCGGUUCUGUUUCUCCUUACAAUAGCCUCGGUAUGAAGAGAGCCAAAACAAGAGAAGUGUAGAAAACAAAUGCCUCAAAACACAGUUUUGUUGUUGUGAUCUCUCCCACAUCUCAAGGAAUAU
Brassica oleracea var. oleracea is the source of this 1076-nucleotide messenger RNA. Its product is annotated as KH domain-containing protein At5g56140. Gene Ontology annotation, molecular function: mRNA binding. The transcript is spliced from 7 exons. Gene Ontology annotation, cellular component: nucleus. The record is from RefSeq and is a predicted model, not a curated record. NCBI's taxonomy places the organism in Eukaryota, Viridiplantae, Streptophyta, Magnoliopsida, Brassicales, Brassicaceae. The coding region runs from base 110 to 1015 and encodes 301 amino acids. Gene Ontology annotation, biological process: regulation of mRNA splicing, via spliceosome.